Molecule: messenger RNA, 2766 nt
Organism: Heterocephalus glaber (naked mole-rat)
Lineage: Eukaryota; Metazoa; Chordata; Mammalia; Rodentia; Bathyergidae
Gene: Nadk
Product: NAD kinase
Biological process (GO): NAD+ metabolic process; NADP+ biosynthetic process
Molecular function (GO): NAD+ kinase activity
Source: RefSeq, a predicted model, not a curated record
CACCUGUGGAAAUGGAGCAAGCGAAGGUGAACAUGAGCAAGGAGCUGGGUCCAGACACGGCUGCCUACUGCUGCCCCGAGUGCCGGGGUGACGAGAGCUGGAGCUGCAAACACCUGGUCCGCGGCCGGGCCAAGUCCCGGAGCCUGUCGGCCUCGCCCGCCCUGGGCAGCACCAAGGAGUUCAGAUCAGCACUCACCGGCCUUUCAGAGAUCUCACCGAGCAGAGCUUAGCGAGCUGUCUCUUCAGAACCUGUGGAAGCCCCACGCGGUGUGAAGGUUCCAUCCAGCAAGGGCAGCUCAGCGGAGCCAUGUGGCCAGUGCAAUGCCUGGCGCACGCCGCACCGCCGUCAGUGCAGCACGUCUCACCGGCACCUGCCCCUGUACAGCGAGAACGCGCUCUCUCCAUGGACCAUGCCCAGUGACCACGUUUGGACCAAAGGCCUGCGUGCUGCAGAACCCCCAGACCAUCAUGCACAUUCAGGACCCUGCGAGCCAGCGGUUGACGUGGAACAAGUCCCCGAAGAGUGUGCUCGUCAUCAAGAAGAUCCGAGAUGCCAGCCUGCUUCAGCCCUUCAAGGAGCUCUGCAUGUACCUCAUGGAGGAGAAUGGCAUGAUUGUGUACGUGGAGAAGAAGGUGCUGGAGGACCCUGCCAUUGCAUGUGACGACAACUUCGGACCAGUGAAGAAGAGGUUCUGCACCUUCCGGGAAGAUUACGACGACAUUUCCAACCAAAUAGACUUCAUCAUAUGCCUGGGAGGUGACGGGACCCUGCUGUACGCCUCCUCACUGUUCCAGGGCAGUGUGCCUCCUGUUAUGGCCUUCCACCUGGGCUCCCUGGGCUUCCUGACCCCGUUCACCUUCAAGAGCUUCCAGUCGCAGCUGACCCAGGUGAUCGAAGGGAACGCUGCCGUGGUGCUCCGGAGCCGGCUAAAGGUCAGGGUGGUGAAGGAGCCCCGCAGCAAGAAGAUGGCCGAGCACAACGGACUCAGCGAGAACGGGCUGCCAGGCCCCUCACUCGAGGGCGGGAAGCAGGCCCUGCAGUACCAGGUCCUGAACGAGGUUGUGAUCGACAGGGGCCCCUCCUCGUACCUGUCCAACGUGGAUGUCUACCUGGACGGACACCUCAUCACCACGGUGCAGGGCGACGGAGUGAUCGUGUCCACCCCAACGGGCAGCACGGCGUACGCGGCCGCGGCCGGUGCCUCCAUGAUCCACCCCAACGUGCCAGCCAUCAUGAUCACACCCAUCUGCCCUCACUCGCUGUCCUUCCGGCCCAUCGUGGUCCCCGCAGGGGUGGAGCUGAAGAUCACGCUGUCACCAGAAGCCAGGAACACUGCGUGGGUGUCCUUGGACGGACGGAAGCGGCAGGAGAUACGCCAUGGAGACAGCAUCACCAUCACCACCUCCUGCUACCCGCUCCCCUCCAUCUGCGUCCACGACCCUGUGAGUGACUGGUUUGAGAGCCUGGCGCAGUGUCUGCAUUGGAAUGUGCGCAAGAAGCAAGCCCACUUCGAGGAAGAGGAGGAGGCAGCCGAGGACGGCGAGGAGGGCUAGGCUGUGCCCACCUGCGGCGGGUGUCAGAGCUCCCCACUGGCCCCGUCCUGCCGGGCUGCAGCGGAGCAGGGACUGUGCCCACCUUUUGUGACCAGAUCAGCUUUUUAACAUUUUUAAAUCUGACUUUUUUCAUUGCUGAAGAAGCAAAGUGAGCACUGGGCAGGGAGCCCUAGCCGCCCCAGAGCAGGGCCCUUGUGACUGCAGGCCAGGACUUCCCAGUCGGUCUGUCAGAGUCUGUCCUUUGAUGUCGAAAUAAAUGUCUCAGCCAAAAGUCUUCGUCAGCAGCACUGCUUUUCCCCUGGGCCUGUAACUUCUUCCCUCAACUCUGGGGGCCUCCGAGGCUUCUCUGUGGACUGGCAGGGCCACCCAGGCGCCACAUUCCGACAACUGGGCGGCAGCGGCUCCGGGAGAUGUUUUAAAUCCUGUGCUUACUUUCUAGAGGUUCUUUUACACUUUCUGAAGUGCUUACGUACAUAUUUUCUUGUACACACUUUGUGACGCUGCCGCCAGAGGGACCGUCCUGGGUCCCGUUUACACUGUGUCCCGACCAGCUGCUGGGAAUGGCCCACAGGGCUGCGGCAGCUGGGGUGGCCUAGCUUCUGCCCUCACCUUUGCUCCUGAGUGGGGUCUCCACCUGCUGAGCUGGGGCAGGAAGGCGGGGCCGGCCUCUGCUGCAGUGUCUGGCGCUGGCAGGAGGCUCCCAGGGCACCCUGAGGUCCGUGUAGCCAGCGCCUGUGCACCUUCUUUCCGAGUGUCUGUUCCCUGGGGGUCCUCACUGGGUGUGGGGCUGAGGCAGGAGGAGCGCAUGUCCAUGGCCUGCCGUGGACCUCCCAAGACCCUGUCCCAGCUGGGCACGUGCUCACCAGCACUCGAGAGGCCCCGGGCUUGGUGCGCAGCACCCCCAUCCCUGCCUCCCUCACCAAGUGUCCCACCGUCCUGCUGGGGGCUCUGCCCAGGCCUGUCCUCGCCUGCCUGCCUGCCUUCUUGAGCAGGGCAGGACCUGCCAUGCAGAACUGGGUCGCUGGUGUGGACGGCAAGCGGGUGGUGGCCAAAACUUCCUGGUCAGCUGCUGCUGGGCUGCUGAGAACCCUUGGAUUUUUGAAGUAAAUUCUUAAUGUUUCAUAUUGUUAAUAUCUUGGAAAUUUGUUAAUUGUUGCUGAAAGCCUUAUUACUAUUUUCAGAUCCUUUCAAUAAACAGACUUGUAAAAAAGA